UUUAACGCUUCCAAUUCAACUUUUUUUACUUGCACAGAAUGUGGGCUCGACGCUUCGCUGGAAACCUGCUGCAGUCCCGUCUGCCAGCAGUCAACCUGUCGCUGCUUGCGCGGCCGUCCUCGCUCAGCACGCCCAGCGCUCUUGUCAAAACGCAGCAGCACCAGCAGAUUCGCAAUUACCAGAAUUUGCAGCCCCGCCGGCGGAAGCACAAGAAGGCGCAGAAGGGCCGCGUGCCUGUACGCACGGGCGGCAGCACCAAGGGCAACUACAUGGCGUUUGGCGAGUACGGUCUGCGCGUCAAGUCUGGUCUGCGUCUGCCGGCAAAGACGAUCACGGCCUGCUAUGCCACGAUCCGGCGCAAGCUGAAGCCAAUCAAGGGCCUGAAGGUGUGGCUGCGCGUGUUCCCCGAUAUCCCGGUGACGACCAAGGGAACUGAGGUGCGAAUGGGUAAGGGAAAGGGUGCGUUUGACUACUGGGCAUGCCGUGUGCCCAAGGACAAGAUCAUCUUUGAGCUGCAGGGCCCUGGCUUGAAUGCAGAGCUCGCCAAGGAUGCUCUGCGCCAGGCUGGAUUCAAGAUUGGUGUGCCGACAGAAUUUGUCAUCAAGAACGACGAGACGAAGCAGCCAAAGAAGGCUGAUCUGCCGCCGACAACCGUGCCGUUCCACCAUGCUAAAUGAGAUAAGUGUCUAUCAGAUAGAUACCAAAAAUAUGAGAAAACUGCAGUCUGCCU
This is a messenger RNA of Linderina pennispora, 730 nucleotides long. RefSeq lists its product as uncharacterized. Gene Ontology annotation, biological process: mitochondrial translation. Gene Ontology annotation, molecular function: structural constituent of ribosome; rRNA binding. The record is from RefSeq and is a predicted model, not a curated record. Bases 39 to 677 code for a protein of 212 amino acids. NCBI's taxonomy places the organism in Eukaryota, Fungi, Kickxellomycota, Kickxellomycetes, Kickxellales, Kickxellaceae. Gene Ontology annotation, cellular component: ribosome; mitochondrial large ribosomal subunit. The transcript has a single exon.